AUGAUGGUAUAUCAAGUCACGGUGCACUCGUCAGCGGGCUAUUUCCCUUUCUUCCUCCUCACCGGUCGACACCCCAGAUUUCCGUCCGAUUCUUCACAUCCACCUCAUAGACCAGAUGGUUCUUCUCCAGAUAUGUACGCUUUUGAGUUGCAAGAAACUUCGCGCCUAGCAGACAACCUGGCUUGUUCACACCUUGAGACAUCAUACGCACGCCAGAAGAUCUACCUCGGCCAACAGGUCAACAACAACCCGCCCGCCCCUGAUGACGACGUUCUCCAUCGACGUCCCACGCCAACCAUGGGAUACCCUCCAAGUUCUCCGGCCAAUGGGAGAGGCCGUUCGUUGUCGUUCAAGUCAUUCCCCCUCAACUUAUAUGAUUAG
Messenger RNA from Dibothriocephalus latus, 381 nucleotides. The record is from the annotation of a GenBank genome assembly. Lineage: Eukaryota; Metazoa; Platyhelminthes; Cestoda; Diphyllobothriidea; Diphyllobothriidae.